UGCCAGACGAACUCUGUCGGACGCAUCACACGAUCGUACGUCACUGACCGCCGUUACGCGUGGACUCGCAAUGUUUUCGCCCACGCCGUCGCCCAUUUCCAGGACCGUACAAUACAGAAAGGUGACGAAACCGUUGCUAGAAAGAAAACGCCGAGCCCGGAUCAAUCGAUGCUUGGACGAAUUGAAAGACCUGAUGUUCACCGCGUUGGAGGCCGAAGGCGAAAACGUGGACAAACUGGAGAAGGCAGACAUUUUGGAAUUCACCGUUAAACACUUACAAAAGAUCACCCGGAGGGAUCCCGUCGAAGAAGCGUACAAGUUUCAAGAAGGUUUCAGUCAUUGUGCCAGCGAAGCUUGCAGUUUCCUGUUGUCGCUGCCCGGCCUGGACUCUGUGGUCGGCCGACGGCUUGUCGAAUACUUGGCCAAGUCAGUUUCCCGAGCCCUCGAAUCCCAGAUACCGUCGACCGUUGCAGGCAAAUCUCCUGUAGCCGGCCUGCCCGCCCUAGGCUCACCCGCCAUCUCCGCCGUCGCCCUGGCGGCCGUGGAAACUCCCGGCAGCCGAGGGUCCUCUCCUGCCGGCCCUUCGCCACCACCCACAUCGCUGCCGCCGCAGCCGUCCAUUUUGCAGCCGGCCCCUCGCAUGGGCAGCCUGUCUCCACCGGCGGUCGCACUCUCCCCCAAGCCCGUCGCCCUGUCCGCGUCCAACCGAAGCCACAUGGUGAUCAGGCCGAAGCCCACCAGGCCGUUCGCUCCGCACGACAUCCAACAGGCCAUGCAGCGCGACCCAAUGUGGCGGCCUUGGUGAUGGAAUUCCCAUAGCUAUAAAAUAUAAUGUUUUGUUUUUGUCCGAAUUAUUAACUGUUAUCGAUAUUUUUGUACUUACCAAAAUCCGACCCAACAUAUUAUUUUGUAUAUAAUUUUUAUGCGAUUAUUUUUGUAUGUUAAGUUUAUAUAAGUAUAUAUUAUUUUUGAUUUUAGUCUAUCUACGUAUAUUUUUUUGUCCGAGCACUAUAUAAUAUGCACAGUCCAAGUCUAUUUACACGGUAUUAUGCUCUAAGACGCUGGGGGCAUCGUAUCUUUAUUGUAGUAUUAGUUUUUUUAAAUUUAUUUACAUUUUAAAUUCACUAUUUAUAAAUAUAUAUGUACUUGUUUUUAAUAAAAAAAAAAUAAUAACAAUAAUAGACGGCCGCUGU
This is a messenger RNA of Adelges cooleyi (spruce gall adelgid), 1193 nucleotides long. Its product is annotated as enhancer of split mgamma protein-like. The record is from RefSeq and is a predicted model, not a curated record. The transcript is spliced from 5 exons. Gene Ontology annotation, molecular function: RNA polymerase II cis-regulatory region sequence-specific DNA binding; protein dimerization activity; DNA-binding transcription factor activity, RNA polymerase II-specific. Lineage: Eukaryota; Metazoa; Arthropoda; Insecta; Hemiptera; Adelgidae. Bases 71 to 805 code for a protein of 244 amino acids. Gene Ontology annotation, cellular component: nucleus. Gene Ontology annotation, biological process: anterior/posterior pattern specification; regulation of neurogenesis; regulation of transcription by RNA polymerase II.